This is a messenger RNA of Penicillium cataractarum, 5286 nucleotides long. RefSeq lists its product as uncharacterized. Gene Ontology annotation, cellular component: extrinsic component of endoplasmic reticulum membrane; endoplasmic reticulum palmitoyltransferase complex. The record is from RefSeq and is a predicted model, not a curated record. The coding region runs from base 1 to 5286 and encodes 1761 amino acids. Gene Ontology annotation, biological process: peptidyl-L-cysteine S-palmitoylation; protein targeting to membrane. Lineage: Eukaryota; Fungi; Ascomycota; Eurotiomycetes; Eurotiales; Aspergillaceae. The transcript has 2 exons.
AUGGACUUUGAUCACUUUGUCGGCCUUUGUGGCCGAUCGCUCUUUACGGAUGAGUAUCGUGGGGACUUGGAUGCUGCCGGAGACUAUCUGCAGCAGACGAAACCCGAAAUCUCCGAGGUGGACCCUGCUGUCUACGCCGAGCACCUUCGUUGUUCAGCCAUAUAUUCAGUACUGAUCGGCAGACCAGCGGAUGCAUAUGCAAGUCUCGAAGUCUUGGAAAGUCUUCUACCUCAAAUACCUAAGGAAUGGGGGCUGCGAUACACCAACUACAAAGCAUUAACCGACUACAGCCGGCGCUAUCCCCCGUUAUUACAUUUCUAUCAUGAAAAUGGGAAGCCAGUCAACAUUUCCAUGCUGGGCGACAUCAGCGGUCCGUUUAAGAUCACAGAAAGCUUUAUGAGCAAUUUUACCACGCAUGUACCUCACAGUGUACCCCGUGACCAAGCAUUGAGUCCGAUGUUGAAUACUGUUAUCGGAUUCCCGAUGCGAUCAAGGAAUCUAACCAACAAACUUCACCCUCUCAGCCCUAUAGGCCGGGCAGUUGCCUCGAGAGAGGACAUAGUCCCCGAGGUCGUUGAGGUUGCCCAACCUUUCCUCGAUUUUCGCGAUACGGCUGAUUCCUACGGGGUGACUGGAAUGGGGACAUUCAUGUUUCGACUGGUCGUUGAAUUGCAUCUUGCAAGCGAAAGUCCUCAAUCAGCUGCACUCUUGCAAGAACUGUACGAAAGAUGCGAAAGAUUCGAAGAUUACUCUGGGAUGGCGAAUACCAAGAUGCUGGAAGCGGACAGUUUGAUCAGCCCUCCGUUUGCCAGCCCUGUCACGCUGAAUCUGGUUAUUGUCGACGUGACCAACUGCACUCAGAGCGAUACUCUUUGGGAUCCCAUUGAAUCGGACCUCACAUAUGAAUAUGGACCCCGGGUUCAAGAGCUUUACGAGUCUGCCCUCGAUCUUUUCCAAAAAGUGAACAACAAGCGCGGCCAGGCGGCUGUUUUACUUCGACAAGGCUGUUGUCUGCAUAAUAAGGCCCGUCAGGAACGGCUCUUGCACAAACAGGUGCUCGAUAUACUCGGAGAGUCCGAACUCAAACUGCAAGAAUCUCUCAAAUUGUUUGGCAAGGAUGAAGCGAAUGCUCAACUUGUCAAGGCACACUUGAUAUUGACACGAAUUACGAGAGGAAACCCGGGUAGCAUCAAGGCGAUCGCCAAGUCAAUUGGCAUAUGGGGCGUUGAAGCGAAAAACGAGAUCAUGGCUCAUUUUAUUGGAAUGCUCUUAUCUAGAUACGCACAUCAAGAAUGGUUCAAAUUUUCAAACAUGGACGCCGCACUGCUAGCGUGGGAGUGUGCAUACGAAGUGUACGAGCCACUGGGUGACAUGAUACCCAUGUUUCAAUCCGUGGCAUCCCGAGCGUGUGUACAACACGAGAUGUUCAACGCCGAUGCAUCCCAGAUCUUCAUCGAGGAAGCGAUAUCCAUGGUUGAGAGACUUUCCGAGUUUAUGGAUUCGAAGAUCCACUCCGCGCCGGACACGCCUUUGGGCCAGAUGGACCGUAAGACUCUGAUGACGAGCAAGUUCAAUAUACUCUGGACAUUCAGCAGAGAAGUGAACAACAUUUUCAUUAGGAGUGAGAAUCUUGAGAAAUUUGAAGAAUGGACCGAUAAACUCCGUUUCUGGAUUGAGAAUGAUGAGAGUUUCCGCUCAUUCCGUGAAAGAAUGGAAAAUGAGGAGCUUGCGCAAUUAACCCAACCCGGUCUUUCGUUGCCGUUGAACAAAGUGAAGGGCCUGUGGCGAAGAACUUUGGCCGACGAUGCAGCCACAGUGAGAUUCGCCUCUGCAGAUUUCCUUUUCCGUCGACUGAUGGAUGAAGGCGACAUUGUGAAGGCCGAGGACAGGCUUCGCCAUUUUGUGAACGAUGCCACGGAGUUAGAAAGCGGGUAUUGCAGAGAUCUCUUCCGCAUCCUGGCGUGUGAGCGCAUAGGAGAUGCUGCGAGAGCCCGUGAAAUCUUUGACUCUAUCGAUGACAAUGAGUUGUUCAACGAUAGACUCGCCGAGUUUCAACAAGGGAUUGGCGUUCGAGUUAUAUUUUCCUCGACUGCCGAGAACGCUCUCACAUUUGCUAUAUUCGCAGGCGACAAGGAACGAGCCCGUCGAGUUGUUGAUAUCAUCAUAGGUAUCUGGCCUUCUUUCUUUGAAAAGAUGAGUGAGAGUGCGCUUGACUUUGCCCAACGAAUCAGUUGUUAUGCGCAUAUCAUGAGAGAUGAGGAGCCUGAAAUCUGCUUUGCCAAACUCCUCGAGGCUCGCCAAAUUCUCGAGACCCGUCGAAUUCAGACGAAAGACCUGGAUGCUCGAAUCGGCAGUUCCAGCCAGGGCUGGAGUGCAGAGAUGUUUAUGGAUCUCGCGCGUCUGUGUUUCAAGUGGGACGAGGCAGGGGUUCCAGUCAGCUUCAUCUCAAAAUUUAAACAUGGUCAUUUUGACAAUAUUUCAUGGUUUGAACAUGCUCUACUAUUUAUCGAGAUUAGCAGAGCAAGGGCAGUGCUCGAGUCUCUACAGUCACAAACCGUUCAAGCGCCUGGAAUUCCCAACGUUCCUGAUACUGCCCCUCUUUCAGAAGCUGUUCACAAAAGACGGCUUUUACGGUCACUACUUGCUUUGAGGAACUUGAACCCAGAGCAGGAAAAGGAGGUUUCACAGCUGCGCAACGAUAUUGAUGAGUUGGAAAAAGAUGGAAAUCUCUCCAAUGCGAUGACCUUCAUCGAGACUGUCAAUUCCACUAUCGAACCAAGGCUGUUGUAUCGAAGCAUCGAUGAGAAUGCCGUGGUGAUAGAGACAAAUUUCAGUCCCCGUGGAUUCAUUUCAUUUGCAGUGACUCGGGACGGCAUUCAAAAGAUACAUCAAGGGACGACCAACGUGGUUGGUAUGCGGAGACCCGUAAUGAAGGUAUUGCAUCUAAUGCGAAAUAUGACUGGAUACCUUGGAAAAGAAGAGGAAGCACGCAAGACGGCUCUUAACAAGCUGUCCCAGGAAAUCUCUGCCAUAUUACUGGCACCAUUCACAGAGAUUAUCCGCAGCAAGUCGCACGUCAUUUUCUCCAUGUCUGAUCCUAUGACGGCGUUCCCAUUUGCAAGUCUCGUGUUUGAUGGGAAGCCACUCAUCAUGCACGCCGCGGUCUCGCAAGUACCCAGCCUGACUGUACUGCAUCACCUCUCACAGAGAAAGUCAGCUUCGAUGACCCCAACGGUAUCGGUUCUUGCUAAAUCACCGACUGAGGCUGCACUCGAGGACGCAACCCGAAGCAACAAAGAGGUCAACCUCCACAUGGCAGGAAUCGAAGCUGUCAAUAUCGCCCGCAUGUUUGCAACAUGGCCGAUCGAGGCAUCCAACAUGACCCGAGACGACUUCCGAGAAUACGUCAAAGGUGGUUCCUUGAUUAUGCACAUCGGAACUCAUGGAGAUGUCAACUACCGCAAUCCUCUGCUUUCAUCAAUUUCGAUCGGCGACGGUCAAGAAUUCCGAGUAAUCGACAUGUCUGCCAUCCGCAGCAGCGUCCAUCUCCUCGUCUUCGCGGCAUGUCUUAGUGGACUCGGUAAAUCGACCUUUGGCAGUGAAGUCCUGGGAUUCUCCCAUGUGGUCUUGAGUACUGGCUGCCAGGCAUACAUCGGGUCUCUUUGGAAAGUGAGCGACUUCGGAUCCAUGCUGAUUAUGACGCUAUUCUAUCGCCAUUUGAGUAGUAUGCCACACCUCCCCGUGGCAGAGCUAAUGAGAAAGGCCCAGAUGGAUCUUUUACAGCUCGAUAGUGAAAAGGCAGGUAUGCUUUUGGACGGAAUGCUGGAGAAUUGGACUUCUACGGAAGUAGGGGGCCGUAGUCCGGCCGAGUUUGUGCCUGAUGCGGAAUUUCUGCUUUUCACCUUGAAGAUGAUUAUUGACCAGUUGGACUGGUCGAGUCCAUUCUACUGGGCGCCGUUUACGCUGGUCGGACACCAAAAUCACGGCACGUUCCCUUUGCUUCUCUUUUCCUCCUCCUCCUCCUCCCUUAGGGGAAUCCGUUCGUUCCUCCUCAAAACGGCGUCCUUUGCGAUCCCUUAUCCUCAAUCGAGGGAAGUCAACUUCAAUUUCUCUCGCUUUCCCCCCGGCCCAAAUUCCCAUCGCCGCCCUUUUGGAUCUCGCGGAGCCAGCGGCCGCGCCCCCGUGGAGGCGACUCCGUCCUUCACUCGCGCACAGCGACGAGAGUGUGUUCCCCUCGCGGGCCCGUCGUUCCCUGCCAUCAUCCGCCCCCCGGCCGUUCGUCUCGCCAACCCCGUCAAUCACGUCCCUCGCAUCACCCCAAUCACCGUCCCGCCCCACCGCUCCGACGAGAGUCUCCCCCUCAGCCUUCAACGCGACGCAUAUCCUCUGCUCACCGUCCCCGAGCGCCGACGCAGUCGCCUCACCCCAUCUCCUACCUCGCCGACGAGCUUGAUCGUCGAACGCAGUCAGGGAGAGACCGAAAGCGGGCGCACGAGCAUCGCAUUACCCCAGCGACACCGGCGCAGCGAACAAUUAUCCCCAACAGAGAUGGCGGCAGCAUUCGCUGGCAGCGCGGCCAACGACGUCGAGAACCUGCGGCCCCCCGAAGAAGUCCAUCUCGCCCACGAUGGCACCCGUUGUCGCGACGACGACCGACCGCGCCAUGCCCAAUCCCAAACAUCUCUCCGAUCCCAAUCUCAAAUCGCAUCCGUCCCUUCAAACACCGGCCAAGCCCCUCCCGACGUCGCUGACGAACUGGCCUGGGGCCCCGCGCACCCCUGUUUCCCUCACUUCAACCCUCACGUUCCUAUCGGCUCGGAAGAAUACCUUACAACGCGAGUCAUUCGCAUUCGCCGUGACUGGAUGAUCAAGGGCGAUUUGGCGCCGACCUUCUCCAACCUGUACCCCGAGAUCUUGGAUCCAUUGCUUUCAGAGCAAGACUUCCGCCAAGUGAUUGCUACCGUCAAUGAUGGCCUUAUCAAGGCAUUUGACCCCUUCAGCUUGCGAAAUUGGUUUGACGGAGCAAUUGGCCUCCUUACCGGCUGGAUCUGGGACGAUCUAAACGCACCGGGAAUCAAGGGCCAACUACAACAUGUAGAGUCCUGGCUUGAGAACUGGAACCGUGAAGUCGGCGCCAAGGACGGUGUGUAUAUCUGGAGUCUGCGCCGGACUGCGUACAUGUCCCUCGACAUUCAGAUUCCAGACCCCAAGGUCGGCAUUGUACCGAGUGAGGGUCCAUCCAUGCCGAAUACCAGGCCCAGCACUGGUGUUGGGCCAGGAAAUUGA